UGCAGGGAGGGGGAGAGAGCAGAGAGCUGAGCACGGACGUCAGGAACAAAAGCCCAGGCAGUGGAGUCUGGCGAAGGCAAGGAGAGAGCAUGGGGUGUUUUUGAAUAAUUAUUAAAAUGAGCAAGUGUCUGCGCCAUCCUGUGGGUGUGGCGCAGAGCGGAGUGUAAACUCUAGCGGGGCCGAAGCAAACAUUGGCUUAGCGGCAGCAGCUGCCAGUCUGUGCCUAGGAGUGUGGGGACCAGCGCGGCGGCAAGCAGACCGACACCAUGGCCUCGUCUCAGGGGAAAAACGAGCUGAAAUUCGCCGACUGGAUGGCAACUCUGCCUGAGAGCAUCCACAGCAUCCCCCUCACCAAUUUAGCCAUCCCAGGGUCCCAUGAUUCCUUCAGCUUCUACAUUGAUGAAGCUUCUCCAGUAGGCCCUGAACAGCCAGAAACUGUCCAGAACUUUGUUUCUGUGUUUGGAACUGUGGCCAAGAAGCUGAUGAGGAAAUGGUUAGCCACUCAAACGAUGAACUUCACUGGUCAGCUAGGAGCUGGAAUCCGCUACUUUGACCUGCGAAUUUCCACCAAGCCCAGAGACCCAGACAAUGAACUGUACUUUGCUCAUGGCUUAUUCAGUGCCAAAGUCAAUGAGGGUCUUGAAGAGAUCAAUGCAUUUCUCACAGAUCACCAGAAAGAGGUAAUAUUCUUGGACUUCAACCAUUUUUAUGGGAUGCAGAAAUAUCACCAUGAAAAACUGGUCCAAAUGCUGAAAGACAUCUACGGAAACAAAAUGUGCCCAGCUAUUUUUGCCCAGGAAGUGAGUCUAAAGUACCUAUGGGAGAAGGACUAUCAAGUAUUGGUCUUCUACCACAGUCCAGUGGCAUUGGAAGUGCCCUUUCUCUGGCCUGGGCAGAUGAUGCCAGCACCCUGGGCAAACACGACAGACCCCGAGAAAUUGAUCCAGUUUCUUCAGGCAUCCAUCACAGAGAGAAGAAAGAAGGGCUCGUUUUUUAUAUCUCAGGUGGUGCUGACACCCAAAGCAAGCACUGUGGUCAAGGGUGUGGCAAGUGGCCUCAGAGAAACCAUCACAGAAAGAGCGCUUCCUGCCAUGAUGCAGUGGGUCCGCACCCAGAAGCCAGGAGAGAGUGGCAUCAAUAUUGUCACUGCUGAUUUUGUAGAACUUGGUGAUUUUAUCAGCACUGUCAUAAAACUCAACUAUGUCUUUGAUGAAGGGGAAGCCAACACUUGAUAUUCCUCUUUGGUGUGUCCAUGAGUAAGAUAGAGAAGCCUCAUUGUAUUAGACGUAUUAUCAAAUACACCCUCUGAUUUUCCUAUUCUGCUGAGCCUCUGAAGGAAUUAAGGCUGUAGGUGAGUGGGAAAAGAGGGUAAACCAUGUCUUCAGUGAUUGUAACCAUAUUCUGCAUUACUAUAAAUAUGUCAUUUCCCAUUUGGUGAGCAAAAUCUACUACUAGUGUUAGGAAUAGAAAAGAACAGUGAAUUUUGUUUUUCAGAAUUAAUGUUUGUGAUAUGUGACUCAUGAGUGUUUACUUGAUUGCAUUUUCUAGUUUCAACCUCGGGCUCCUGUACUAUUUAUACCCUCUACCCUUUCCACUCCCUCUCUCUUGCUCGCUCUUUCUAAUUAGAUGCUAUACGGGUCUCAAAGCAAUUGAAUGCCCGGCAUAAUGUGUAUUACAUUGUUGUACUGAAAUGUGUUUGUUUUGUGAGACUUGAUAAAAUAAAAUAGUCAUCUGCAAUUGA
Molecule: messenger RNA, 1741 nt
Organism: Peromyscus leucopus (white-footed mouse)
Lineage: Eukaryota; Metazoa; Chordata; Mammalia; Rodentia; Cricetidae
Gene: Plcxd3
Product: phosphatidylinositol specific phospholipase C X domain containing 3
Exons: 3
Coding region: 267-1232 (321 amino acids)
Biological process (GO): lipid metabolic process
Cellular component (GO): synapse
Molecular function (GO): phosphoric diester hydrolase activity
Source: RefSeq, a predicted model, not a curated record